This is a messenger RNA of Coregonus clupeaformis (lake whitefish), 1341 nucleotides long. RefSeq names its product stress response protein NST1-like. The record is from RefSeq and is a predicted model, not a curated record. NCBI's taxonomy places the organism in Eukaryota, Metazoa, Chordata, Actinopteri, Salmoniformes, Salmonidae. The coding region runs from base 333 to 1214 and encodes 293 amino acids. The transcript has 8 exons.
UGUCUAAAGAAGAGCAGCGCAGGCUGAGGAAUGAGAAGGCCUUACAGGAACACCUGGACAGGGUAAAGAAUCCGGAAUUGACAGGCAAACAGACCAGACAACCACAAUGUAAAGAUUACUCUAUUUUCACUGCAUCAGGGCUAAAGAGCAAGGACCCGCAUGAUCAACAGUCAGCAAAAUGCAAAGAUUUCUCUGUGUUUUCCACGAGCAGUCAAGGCGUGGCCAAGGUCCCCCAGGUUCUGCAGGUCAAAGUGAGUAAUAAAAGUGAGAGUGUCCAAAAGAAAGAUGGGAAUGACAAAGUAACAGCGCCAAAGACAGAGGCAGAGCUCCUUAUGGACAAAUUUGAGAGGAUGGCAGAAGAGGAGAGAAUUUGGCCUUGUCAGAAGGAUAGGAGAGAUAAAGACCAGGCCAAAGAGAUAGAGGGAAAGAGAAAGGAGGAGGAGAUGCUGUCUAAAGAAGAGCAGCGCAGGCUUAGGAAUGAGAAGGCCUUACAGGAACACCUGGACAGGGUAAAGAAUCCGGAAUUGACAGGCAAACAGACCAGACAACCACAAUGUAAAGAUUACUCUAUUUUCACUGCAUCAGGGCUAAAGAGCAAGGACCCGCAUGAUCAACAGUCAGCAAAAUGCAAAGAUUUCUCUGUGUUUUCCACGAGCAGUCAAGGCGUGGCCAAGGUCCCCCAGGUUCUGCAGGUCAAAGUGAGUAAUAAAAGUGAGAGUGUCCAAAAGAAAGAUGGGAAUGACAAAAUAACAGCGCCAAAGACAGAGGCAGAGCUCCUUAUGGACAAAUUUGAGAGGAUGGCAGAAGAGGAGAGAAUUUGGCCUUGUCAGAAGGAUAGGAGAGAUAAAGACCAGGCCAAAGAGAUAGAGGGAAAGAGAAAGGAGGAGGAGGUGCUGUCUAAAGAAGAGCAGCGCAGGCUGAGGAAUGAGAAGGCCUUACAGGAACACCUGGACAGGGUAAAGAAUCCGGAAUUGACAGGCAAACAGACCAGACAACCACAAUGUAAAGAUUACUCUAUUUUCACUGCAUCAGGGCUAAAGAGCAAGGACCCGCAUGAUCAACAGUCACCAAAAUGCAAAGAUGUCUCCAUGGUUACUGCAACUGAGUCAAAGACUCUGAACCCUCAGAAGGACCAGCCAGCAAAGUGCAAAGCUGGGAAAAAUCGCUUUGCUAAAUUCUUGAAAACCCUUGUGUGCAGAAAAACGAAGGCAUAAUGCAUAGGUAAGAGAGGAGAAUGUUACAACUCAGAGAAUGUUAAAGCUGAUGACUGAAGUUUGUUUGACACACAGUAUUACAUGAUUCUAACAAUGAUACCUUUUUGUAUUUUUUCAGUUCCUGACG